AUGGAAAGUUUAGCAAGCAGCACAAAUUCAGACGAUAACAUUCAAUAUACAUUAUUUGAGCAAAUACUUAUAUUUGGUGUCUCUCCCCUCAACUUUUUGUUUGCGGUUUAUGUACUCAUUACUUAAUUCAGAAACAGAAAAAAACAUAUGUAUCAAGAUUUAAAUAAUUGUAUAUGGCAAUUUUAUGACUAUAAAAUUUAAGGAGAUUCAACCGAUGAAUUAGUUAGAGAAGAUGCUAUUUGUUAAGUUACAGGUGGACUUAACAUUCUUAGUGAGAUGAUGGCUUUUUUAUACCUUCUUUCUACUCUUGCUCAUAUCAUCACUGCCCUAAUCUCAAUUACGUUCACAUUAGCAAUAUUUUUAACCUUUGGAUUUGGAUUAUCUGUACCAUUUGACUUAAUUUCAAACUUAAUUUACUAUUUAUAGUCAACUUUAACUUGUGGAAUAGCACUUUAAAAAGAGAAAUCAUACGGAGACUUAUCUGUUGUAUUUUUGAAAUAACUUCAGCUUUCAUGCUUAAUUUUUGUUACAUAUAUAAGCCCUGAACAAAUAUAAAGAAUGAGAAAGUGUUUCUCAAGACAAAGAACAAAGAAUUAAGAGGUACCAUCAAGAAGUUCAAGAGGAAAUAAUCAAAAAAGGGUAAAUUUUAUGAUUUCGGAUGAGGAUUUCAAGAAAGGAUACAGCCCUAAUAUUCUCUAGAAAUCAUCAACUCUAGUUUUAAAAACUAGUUUCCACUUAAUUAACUAUAUACUAAUGGGAAUGUGUCAAACCUUUCUUAAUAUCCAAAAUGAAGUAAGAGUGGAAAAUUGGUAAACAUUAAUUGAUUCAGAUGUUGUAAAAUACAAAGAAAAUUUCAAAAUACAUAAGAUUGAUACGGAAAAAUUCAUGACUGAACAUUAAAACGUGUGCAUUUAUGAUAUAAAUCGAGGAAGCAAUAAAAAUUAGCUUGAAAUAGUAGAGUAUGCACCAGAAAUUUUCAAAGCGAUAAGAAUGAAAUGUGGCAUUACAGAAGAAUAAUUAUUCACAUCCUUUUCACCUAUAUAUAAUAUCUAAGCUAUUCACAACUUCUUUACAGGAGCUGGGAAAUCGUAAAGUUUCUUUUUCUUUUCAGAUAAUAAAAAUUUUGUCUUAAAAACAUUGAAAGAGAGUGAAAAGAAACUCCUGCUGGAGAAAGGAAUCCUAGAAAACUACUAUUAGCAUAUGAUGAAAACAAAAAAUUCUUUACUAUCAAAAUUCUAUGGAGUAUACACUAUUAGAGUUAAAUAUAUGCAAGAAGUAACUUGUUUUAUAAUGGAUAAUCUUCUUGGAUAGGAUUUCAUAAAUAUCUAAAGAAUUUAUGACCUAAAGGGUUCAACUAAGGGUAGAAUAGUCAAAUUAACAGAAGAAGAAGAUGAAUCUUAAAGUGGACUAAAAGUUUUAAAAGAUCUAAACUAUCUUAGAAUAAAUGAAAAGAUAAAUGUUGCAUAAUCAAUUAAAAGAAAGUUACUCUAAUCUAUUUAGGAAGAUUUAUCUUUCCUUAGAAAUAAUAGACUAAUGGAUUAUAGUUUGCUACUAAUUAAAGUUAAAAAUACUAAGCAGCCAAAUGAUAAAAUUAAAAGAAUGCCUGCUCUCAUUUAUAUAAAAUAAAAAAAUGGAAACAAUAGACUCUAAUUAAGAUAGCUUGAUGAUAUAUAAAUGGGUAGGAUUAGCUCAAUGAUUGUUGAAGAUAAAAAUGAUGAUCUUGAAAAAAUGAGAUCUUCUCUUAUCUCAGAAGAUGAAGGAGAAGAGGAUGAAUUUAGAGACUCAAAUUUCUUAAUUAAAUCUAAAAUACUGAAAUCAGAAGAAGUAAAAGUUUAAGAUGAAGAAGGAGAUAAGAAAGAUGAUCCAAAUAUAAUUGAGGAUUUGCAUGGCGAAUACAAGUACAAGCUAGGAAUCAUUGAUUUUUUGACUGAGUAUAAUGCUGCGAAGAAAAUUGAGAAGACAUGGAACAAUAUAGUUUACUGGAAAGAUAGAUAGCAAGUAUCAUGUCAAGAUCCUGAAACAUACGCUGAAAGAUUUCACGAAUUUAUGAAAGAACACCUUUGA
Molecule: messenger RNA, 2064 nt
Organism: Stylonychia lemnae
Lineage: Eukaryota; Ciliophora; Spirotrichea; Sporadotrichida; Oxytrichidae
Source: the annotation of a GenBank genome assembly